UCCAUUUAUUGUCAUGAUAUGCUGCCAUCUAGUCUAUCACAAGCUGUCACAGUUACAUACAGUAUGAAAAUGAACCAUGAAGACAGAGUAGGAGAAUCAUGUUUACCCGCCCUCACUUUGUUAUCGCUUUAAAGAAAUCAUAAACCCAAACACAGAUUAAGUAACAAAGCGAGCUUAUCUGAUUUAGUUUAGCCACAAAUUUUGCUGGCACAAUGCUAACUGCUGCGCUGUCUAUGGAAAACAGUCUGGUGUAGCGCAGUUCUGUCUGUGUAAGACAAGAGCAGUAUCCACACGUCUGUCGGGACGAUAAGCAAACUGAUAUCUGUCAAAAACAUGUCAAACAUUACCGAGACCGAACUGAAAAAUACUGAGUAACUCUGCUAGUGCAAUCUAGCAUGAAGUCCCAUAUUUACAUUUUGGCAAUAUCUAUUGUCAAACUGUGUCGCCUCCAUUCAAAAAUGUGUUUUGCUUCUUGUUUCUUCAGUUGGAUGUUGUUUUCUUCUCUGUGCAGAAUGAUGUAAGUGCAGUUUGUUUUCACAUUCGUCUGCUGGAGGAUAGUUUCUGAGCUCAUCUUAAUUCUGAGUUAAAGGGGCGGGCCUAUGAGCAGGAGUUGUGACCUCACGAAACGUUAUGAAGCUAUUUUUUGCCCAGUAUACCACAUCCACAAGUGUGAUGUGGAAACUUGAAGCCUCAAGUGCACAUAUACUGAGAAUGGACCUUAUAGUGAAGUGGGAGACAUCGUAAAUCCAGCAGUUACAUUUUUAAAUGAGCAAUAUUUGCAUAUAUUUAUAGAUUCUGGAUUUUUCAAUGAAGGAGGAGAAGUCGUUUUAAUGAAGUAAUUGGCCCUUUUGGUGGAAAACCACAGCUUACAGUAUUUUUAUAUAUCUAAUAACAUGUCUGAUGAGGAUCUUUAGUAUGUAAACAGUGCUGUCAGUUGGCUAAUACACACUGUGAGCCUGCAAGAGACUUGAUACUUAUAUUGGGUGGACACUGGACAGCGUUGGACUUUUAAUACAUAGUCUUCCUAUUUUUGGAAUGUGCAGGAGGACAUUUACAUGAACACACUUCCUACACUGUUUACCCAGUAUGGAUGUAAACAUCCAAAUAAAAGGUUACUACAUGGGAAUGUGUAUUGCUGCUCCAGAAAAACACCUAGGAUACAUUCACCAGGUGAGUGACAGCUGGAGAGCCUUUCUCCUCCUCUCUCUCAGCCUCCAGUUGGCCAGCUGGACACUCAUCAUCUACUGGUCCCGCUAUCACUGGCACAACCAUCCAGUCAGCCGGGUCCUGCAGGCUCAUGUACAGCCUCCUCACUCCAGCUGGGGCUCUGUGGCAAGCAACAUCAACACUGAGUUCAGACGCAUUGAUAAAUUUGCUACAGGGGCGCCUGGAGCCAGAGUUAUCAUUACUGACAGCUGGGUGUUAAAGGUGACCACCUAUCAUGUCUACAUGGCUUUACAGAGUGACUGUCAUGUGACAGUGACAGGGUCCAGACAGCACCACCUGAAUCCAGACUCAGCCUCCCCGAUCCAGUUCCUGACCCUGAGAGUGGAGAGCAUCAACCCUGCUGUCAGACCCUUUGAUAUCAGGCUGAACUCUACAGAAUAUGCAGAGCUAAGGGAAAAGCUCCAUGCUCCCAUCAGAAACGCUGCCAAUAUAGUGAUCCACCAAACUAUAAGUGAACUAUUCCUGGAAACAUUCAGAGCUCAGGUGGACCUCAAUCAGCCAUAUACACUCCCUGAUGGACAGGAGGUGGAGCCCUGUAUCGGCUGUAUGCAGGUUCCAGCGGGCACCAAGCUGGUCAGACUCUGCCAUGCAGAAGGAGCUGAUAAUGAGUCAGAGUGCCAGCAGUGUUUCUGCAGACCCAUGUGGUGUCUGUCCUGUCUGGGUCGAUGGUUCGCCAGUCGCCAAGACCAGCAAAGACCUGAGACCUGGCUGUCCAGCAGAGUCCCUUGCCCCACCUGUAGAGCCAAAUUCUGUAUAUUGGACAUCUGUGUGGUCCACUGACAACACACUUACAGAUCAAACUGACCUUUUCCUCAAAAUAAUGUGGAGGUGUGUUUUCAACAUUCAGCAACAGACCUCUGGAAGAUGAGGAGUGGGCAGGACUUUGGACUGAACUUAGUAAUGCACCUGCUUAUUCUGUGCUCUCAGUAAGGAUACUUAAAGAUCAUCUCCAGAAAUGUUUUAAGAUGUAUAUAAAAUAUUCUACUUUGAAUAAUAAUGUGUGUCCACAAAAAAAGUUGAACUG
This is a messenger RNA of Thunnus maccoyii (southern bluefin tuna), 2251 nucleotides long. It is a transcript of the gene tmem129, whose product is annotated as transmembrane protein 129, E3 ubiquitin protein ligase. Gene Ontology annotation, molecular function: ubiquitin protein ligase activity. The record is from RefSeq and is a predicted model, not a curated record. Bases 1087 to 2007 code for a protein of 306 amino acids. Gene Ontology annotation, biological process: protein ubiquitination. Lineage: Eukaryota; Metazoa; Chordata; Actinopteri; Scombriformes; Scombridae. Gene Ontology annotation, cellular component: endoplasmic reticulum; membrane. The transcript is spliced from 7 exons.